This is a messenger RNA of Grus americana (Whooping crane), 2621 nucleotides long. It is a transcript of the gene TMEM123, whose product is annotated as transmembrane protein 123. The record is from RefSeq and is a predicted model, not a curated record. NCBI's taxonomy places the organism in Eukaryota, Metazoa, Chordata, Aves, Gruiformes, Gruidae. Gene Ontology annotation, cellular component: cytoplasmic vesicle. Bases 80 to 655 code for a protein of 191 amino acids. The transcript has 6 exons.
CGCCCCGCCGGCCCGGGCAGGCAGCGCAUCGCGUGCUCCGGUGGCUCCUCAGCGGCGUCCCGCGGCUCUGUCGGCGGCCAUGCGGCUCCUCACCGGCGCUCCCUGCGCGCUGCAGGCCGUAGCGCUGCUGCUGCUUGUCCCCAGCUCCCGAAAUGAACAGACAAACAACUCCAGCAGUACUGCACCCUUUAUUAUGACUCCAAACCAUAGGUUGCAAGACAAUAGCAGUUCAUCCAAUCCCACUGUUAGAUCAUCCACACAAUCUACAGCAACAUCUGCAGUAGGUAUGUCUACCAGUACUACUCAUCUGACCAAUACCAGUCAGCCCACCCACACCACUAUGCCUGUCACCCUGACGACUCGGCCCACCAAAACCAGCCAGAAAACAGGAUCCACCACAGCUUCAUCAGUCACAUCAUCGCAAUUCAAUAGUACGGUGGUGACCACUUCCAAGAUUUCUUUCACUUCUGUAACAGCUACAUCAACAUCUGAGGCUGUCAUAGCCAAAACCUCCAGAUUUGAUGCGGGCAGUUUUGUAGGUGGCAUUGUGCUGACACUUGGAGUCCUAGCUAUUCUCUACAUCGGAUGCAAAACCUAUCACUCUAGAAGAGGCAUUCAGUACAGAACGAUUGAUGAACAUGAUGCCAUCAUUUAAAGAGACUUCAGGGAAGACAAUGUUGGAAACCCAUCCCAUCACAGCUGUUGUAACUUACGUCUGAAAGAGUUCCUUUCAUAAAGAUGAUCACAGUCUCUAAACCCAUCUUGGGUGUGAUCCUGCAGAAUGUUGAGAAGCUCUUUUAACAUCCUGAUUUUUUUGCGUUGGCUUUCAUAAGAAGACGACAAACUCAGCACUUUGUAGAGACAGUAUUUUCUUUUUCCAGUAUUUGUAACCAAAUUUAAAGAAGCACACACAUUGAGUCAUUUUAGGUAUACACACAAGUCUCUGAAAUAGCUAAUUACUAGCACAGUGGAUCUCAUCAUUGCAAUUCUAAGUAAGUUCAAUUAUUUCUCACAUACUGCGUAAAUGCAGUGUGUUCCAUAAUGGAUAUAGUAGGUUAAAUAGGACACCUUGGAGACCAGGCAUAGGUUUUUGCAAGUAAAAUAUUUUUUUUUCUACUAUUUUGUAUUAAAUUGUAUUUAUUUUGAAGUUUGAUGUGAACUUUAGUUUAGAAAUGUUGGGGUUUGAACAAUUCAGUUAAUUUUUAUUAGGCUGUAAAGGGACAUAGUUUGCUAACUGUAUAGAAGGUGAUAAUAAGUACUUUAAACUUCAGUCAUUAGCUCACCAGUGACCUGCAGAGACUUUCCUUAACAGGCUAUACAAUAAGACUAGCUGCAGGAAGUAGGGACAGACUGGAGAUACCCAUCCACAACCCUUUUCUCUAAGGGGGUUCUUACAGGAAAACAGACUAAGCGAGCCAUAAUUUCUCUUUUCAACAUGUCCUAAUGAAGCAUGUGCAAUUGAAGAUAAAAAUAAGACAGAAAAAAGUAAUUGCACCAUCAUAAAUAUUAUAAAAUAUGAAAAUUGCUUCUAAAAAUUGGCUUUUAAAUUGAAUGUAGCAAUCACUUCACUCUUGGUUGUUAUUAUUAAGAAGCUGUAUGCAAUGUUUUAGCAGCAUCUGAUAAGCACUGAAAGUUAAACAGAGAAGUGGAAAACCUGUAAGAGCAUUUUAGAAGAAUAUAAUUGCAUUUUUUUACAACUGUUUUCAGAACUUGAUACUGCUGCACACGUGUACAGAGGUCUGGUCAAAAAUGCCCUGAAGGCAAUGGGGCAUCUCUCAGAAGGCCUUUAGAUGAAGGCCCAAAUACUCUGGGGGUCCUGUGCAAGAUGCUGCUUCUGUAUCGCUUCUGCAUUUACAGAGAGGUAAACCUGCUGACUUCAGUAGAUGGGCUUUUGAUGUACACUGGUGUAAGGAAAACUAGAGCAAGGAUCAGGAGACACAGGCCUGCAUCUCCUCAUGUCACUGAAUAAUCGUUCGGUCCUGCUCAGGCUCCACUUGUAGACCUCUCCGUGGUGAAGAGGGUUAGUGUGGUGGGACCUGACCAUCUUGGUUACUGCUGGCAGUAAUCCAUCACGCAGGGUACAGAUGGGAGGUGUGACAGCUGAGGAAGGUCACAGGAGGAACUGCAUGUAGGCUGGGGUACACCACAUCAGGGGAAAUAAGACUACAGCUCUGGCAUGGGUUAAUUUUUUUUGUUGAGCAAUAGUUUAUUCCGACAUGCAGUGUUAAAGUGGCUGUAUGGAUGGGAUGUUUUUCUCCUUUUUCACAUGGAGCAGUAAAACUGUUGUGUCUGAGGCACAGCCAACUCCAGCAAACCGUGGCUAAUAAGUAGUCUUAAUAGCACCAACCAUGCACCUGAAAUGGGGCUAGCAGGGCUGUUUUGGUUUUUAUUGAGGUACAGAGGGAAGAGCGAUUUGAAGUAACUUUUGUGAUUUUUCUUAAUUGCAUUGUUUGGUGGAAAAUUUCUGUUGUUGACUUGGAAGAGUUCGGAAACAAUUCUUCCAUAGAACUGCAAUUCCUUAUUUUGUAGAAAUUAAGACAAUUAAGUGCAACUUAAUUACUGGGAUUGUCUCACCUCUGUUGUACAGAUGAAUAAAUAAAAUCAAAUCUUUGGAGUUACUA